This is a messenger RNA of Naegleria gruberi, 831 nucleotides long. RefSeq lists its product as uncharacterized. Bases 1 to 831 code for a protein of 276 amino acids. The record is from RefSeq and is a predicted model, not a curated record. The transcript is spliced from 2 exons. NCBI's taxonomy places the organism in Eukaryota, Heterolobosea, Eutetramitea, Acrasida, Naegleriidae.
AUGGCUAAAUUCACAAUCUUCCCUCUCGCCCUUUUAUUCAUCCUCCUUCAGCUCACCCACAAUCUCCUCGCCAAACGUCAAGUCCUCUACUGGAUGGGCCUCGAACGCACUCACGAAAAUAUCACUCACGAUUUGAAUGAUAUUUUGGAGAGAGCAAGGGAAGGCGAAUUUACACAAAUUUCCUAUGAAGCUUAUAAUUUGGGAGAAUAUUCAUCGUUUGUGGAUAAUCACUUUAGUAAUGUGUUGCCAUUACUAAAAAAGGCUAAUUUGCAAACUUUUCCAAUGAUAACUACUGUUAAUAUUCCGUAUUUGCAAGAAUUGUUGAAUAAUGAGACGACUAUGGAUAGAUUUAUUAUUCAAGCUGUCGAAAAUCAAAAGAAUAUAGACACAACUGGAUAUAAUAUUGAUUUUGAACCUAUUCGAAAUGAUAUUACAACUCAACUAGCUCCAAAUUUUGUAAAAUUCUUGAAUAGAUUUGCGGAUUCUCUUCAUCUUGUUGGAAAGAAACUUACUGUUUGCAUUGCUUCUUGGAGUUUCUUCUGGGAUUGGAAUUUAUUAUCAGAAAGUCGAGUUGACAAGAUUAUUACCAUGGACACCUAUGCUGCUCGUGCAGAACAAUUCGAUUCUGCAUUUAAAAAGGCAGUUACAACAAUUCCUAUUAGAAAGUUAGGUUUAGGGUUAAUGAUUGAUUCGAGAGUAAACCAAACUGAACUAGGAAGAAGAAUUUCAAUGAUUGAAAAUUCUGGAAUUGAUGAAAUUGAUGUUUGGCAAUAUCAAGACGUGCCUGAGUUUUGGUUUAAUGAAUUGGAAAAAUUCGUCAAGAAUAAUUGA